CCUUUACAGAUUUAUUGAAAAGAUCGUACCGGGAAAGCAGGAACACGACAAGCAGUUCUGCCACGGUGUUUGGGUGCAAGACGAUUUAAACUGUUCCUCAUUGGAAUCCGCGCUGAUGCAGAAAUUACGUCCUCUCUUGACCGGUUACAUUCUCGUCACACCACCAUCGCCAGUUGUUGAAGAGAUGAUAGAUGUCCUAAACAAUCCUCUGCGACUAGCGGAUUUUAUACGUCAAAAAUUCUACGAAUAUCCAGAGAUUGCAGACGACCUCCAGACGGCUUUUUAUAACAGUGAACUGCGCGCUGCCACUCUUAACCUUCUGGCACUCGUCAAAGCCUUUGCCGAACACCAACAGGCUCCACAAUGGGUGAAGACCCUGGAAUUUGGACUCGAACACAUUUUCGGUCCUCCAUCGGAUCCAUACUCAUUUGGUGCUAUUACCAAGAAUGUUACUGAAACUAUCAACAAGUAUACAACAUGUUUCCUAAUGGAUCGCUUUGUCACUGUAGCAAAUGAAUCCGCGAUGGAAGAUGCCGCUGUAUGCUUGACAGAUUAUCAACAGUAUCUUACUGGCAUUGUCAUUGUCAAUAUGACUGACAAUGCGACAGAAUUUGAACCGUUUACAACUUACAAAAUCCGCCAUUUACCUGGUCUUGUUGACAACACCUAUUCAUACGUGGACAGCCCUCGCCGAGUAUUUGAUCGUAACAUGCCGUUCAAUGAUCUCAAGUACCUCACUUAUGGAUUCUCUUUUCUGCAAGAAGCCGUCGAUCGAGCUAUAAUAGCUAUCCGUUCAAAUUCGUCGUUAUCCUUAGGAAUGUAUUCACAGCAAGAGCCAUAUCCAUGUGUCUCAUACGAUACCUUCAACAUCACCUACUUUCUUGCAUUGUUUGUGAUUUUGUCCUUUAUCAUACCAGCUGCAUUACUGGUGAAAAAUAUCGUUCACGAAAAGGAGCUUAGACUUAAGGAGCAAAUGAGGAUUAUGGGACUAGGAGAUAUGGUGCAUUUAUGGUCAUGGGCAAUUAUCUCAUUAACGCUAAACAUUGCUAGCACUUUUGCUAUCUGUUUGAUCAUAAAGGUAAGCUUUCUCAGCUUUAGUCAUGAUGCAGCCUGA
This is a messenger RNA of Strongylus vulgaris, 1114 nucleotides long. The record is from the annotation of a GenBank genome assembly. Lineage: Eukaryota; Metazoa; Nematoda; Chromadorea; Rhabditida; Strongylidae.